AUGGAUUUCUACAAGAAAGCGUCUGAUGCGCUAGAGAAAGUAUUGACUAAGAAGACGUCUGUGAAGUCAUUUGCCCAUUCUAAGCGUUUAUUAGCAUUGAUAUUAGAGACGCUGAAAUAUCAGGAUGUGAUAAAGCAAUUGAUUGAUAUAACAGAUUUAAUGAAUAAAGAGAAGAAAGCUAUAAAGUUUGCCAAGCCGCAGGGUAACCCUAUAUACCUACUUAUGGUACUCCUACACGAUUUGUUGUUUUCGAGAAGACAGGCUAUAGAGGCUGGACAAGGACCUAUAAAGGAUGCAAUCUUAAGGCAUAAAACUAGACUAAGAGGUGAACUCACAAAGAUUAGAGUAAAGGCUGGCGUCAGUUCGAACUUAGAAUUAGCUAGAAAGGCUGAAUCAGGUGCAGAAAUGAUCCCACGCUACGUCCGUAUAAAUACCAAUAGGAUUAAGUUUGAUGAUGCCAUCAAAAAGAUCUCAGAUAACUUCAAAUUGGAGAGCUAUACAGGUUCUGAUAUGCCAAUACCAAGCAAUAAAUACAAAGUUAUAGAACAUAUACCGGGAUUGAUAGCAGUCAAUACAUCAAUAUCGCAACAAUUGACUUCUGAUAAGAUGUAUACAAAUGGAGAAAUAAUACUUCAAGAUUUAGCAAGUUGUAUGCCCCCAAUUGUUCUACUCGACGAGCUCCAGAAGGGGAAUAACAAAGGGAAGAGGAAGGCAGACAACGACAAUCACGUGGGUACUGUAAUAGAUGGUACGGCAGCGCCAGGUAAUAAGACAACCCUCCUCUCCGCUCUCCUUGGCAACGAAGGGAAGGUUCUUGCUUUUGAACAUGUUCCAAAACGCUUCGAGACACUCGAAAAGAUGGUCAAAACUGCUGGAUGUGCUAAUGUGACUUGCAAUUUGGGAGAUUUCACAAAGUGUGAUCCAGCUAGUCAUCCAGAUGUGACCCAUAUUCUUCUCGAUCCUAGUUGCACAGGUUCGGGAAUUGUCAAUAGACUGGAUUAUUUGACAGAACAAGAAAAUGACGAUAAAGAUGCACACGACGAGCGUCUAAAUUCUUUGGCUGCUUUCCAAGAAAUGAUAAUAGGUCAUGCUAUGAAAUUCCCAAACGUGAGGAGAAUUGUUUACUCAACAUGUUCAAUACAUGACGAUGAGAACGAAAUGGUUGUUAUGAACACCCUCACGCAGCAUCCAGAAUUUGAGCUCGCAUCUCGGGAAACGUGUCUCCCGGGCUGGCCUACAAGAGGGCAUCCUGAGCCAUUCAACAACGAUGUCAAGCUUGCUGACAGUGUAAUCAGAUGCAAACCCGGAACAGAUCUUACGAAUGGUUUCUUCGUAGCUUGUUUUGAAAAACGCCAAAAUAUUGACAAUCAGGGUCCAUCUAAAAAGAGAAAGAACAAGAAGAAAAAUGCGAGUUCUAAAGCAGAAAAUUGA
Molecule: messenger RNA, 1431 nt
Organism: Wallemia mellicola CBS 633.66
Lineage: Eukaryota; Fungi; Basidiomycota; Wallemiomycetes; Wallemiales; Wallemiaceae
Product: S-adenosyl-L-methionine-dependent methyltransferase
Exons: 6
Coding region: 1-1431 (476 amino acids)
Biological process (GO): rRNA base methylation
Cellular component (GO): nucleolus
Molecular function (GO): methyltransferase activity
Source: RefSeq, a predicted model, not a curated record